Molecule: messenger RNA, 903 nt
Organism: Staurois parvus
Lineage: Eukaryota; Metazoa; Chordata; Amphibia; Anura; Ranidae
Source: the annotation of a GenBank genome assembly
AAGCGGAAGCAGCAGAUCUGUGUGCAGGAGCCGUCCAGACCCGUCACUAUGGAUACGGCACUGGCAGAAGACAAGGAUCGCCCCCCUGUGCCGGUACACAUCACGAUCCUUCGAGCACAUAAUCUGAAAGGGGUUAAAAGUGACUCUCCGGUGACUUUCCUGAGGUCAGAGUUCAACAACGUCCUUCUGGGUGACUCUCCGAAACUGGAAGCGACCCCGGACCAAAAGACUGAGUACAAUUUCACCACAAACUUUGACCUUGGCGGUGAGAGUCCACAUAGUCUGGACAACGUGGCCCACAAACCUUUUAUAGUCACUGUCAUUGAGAUCCUGCCCAAGGAGAAGAAGCAGAAAGAGGAGAAGACAGCUGUUCUGGGACAGGUGGCUGUGGAUCUGCUUCCUCUGCUACAAGGUGAAUGUAAUUUUAACGUGACGGUGCCACUGUAUCCAGCAACUGGCUCUCCUCUGGAAAACGUUCACCCUGAUGCCAAGCCGAGUCUGGAAGUGGCGGUUUCUGUCCCGGAGCCUUUACUCACCGAGGCACAAAUUAAUAAUGGGAAUCUGAUCCGAGUGACCAUGGAAGCUGCCUAUUGUGUCCCCGAGUCCUGGAACCCACAAGGGCCACAGUACAACUAUGUCACCAGCCUUCAGCUACCAUCCAUGGGAGAGAAGGAUCUCACUUUGAUCUUCUCAAAUGGAAUCCUGAAGGCGGGCGGGGAGAGCGAACCUGUGUCCAGGAAGAAGAGAUGGCCAAUGAGCGGUAUCAUGGCGCCAGGAGCUCAGCAUAUCCCAGAAUCAUUCAUUUUAGGGGGAUCCUAUGAAGAGGAAGAUGGAGAAAUGAAUCGCAAAGAGGACAAAGAGUUCCGCGUGGAAGCCGAAACCCAACGUAAGAGAGUGAUGUGG